AUGGCACAUUCACAUGCACGUGCACGUGCACUUGCUGCUGCUGUCUUCUUCACUAUAGCGGCAUCGUCGUUUUCAGCAGCAACGGCGCCGGAUUCCUCAUUUCGAUGCUUCGAUUCCAUUGUCAGCUUCGGCGAUUCGCUGUCCGACACCGGAAAUGAUCUUUUCCCUGGCCUACACCAGGGACCCUGCCUCGCUGCUAAUCCACCCUAUGGCCGGACCUACUUCCACCGCCCCACCGGAAGACUCUCCGACGGCCGCCUCGUCGUUGAUUUCAUCGCUCAGAGCAUAGGGUUGCCUCUACUCAAACCCUACUUUUCCGAAGCUCACCAGAAGGCGGCGCAGCGUCGCCGGAGCUUCAGCACCGGAGUAAAUUUCGCGGCGGCCGGAUCGGCGGUGCUUCCGUAUGAGUUCUACGAGAAGAUUGGAUAUCAGAAUCCAUGGGCUACAGAUGGGCGAAAGUAUCUGGAAAAAUGUUUGGUUGUAUUAGGACCACUGGGAGGCAACGACUAUAACCACCUCUUCCUGCAAGGGAUGACUCUUGAUAAGGUGCAAUUGGUGGCUCCACUAGUUGUUACUCGAAUCGGAUCCACUAUUCAGGAGUUGAUCAAGCUUGGAGCUGCGACGAUCCUGGUACCCGGGAGUUUGCCGGAUGGCUGCAUGCCGAUUUCUCUAACAAUACAUGAGAAAUCCAGCACGCCCAAUGACUAUGAUCCGCAGAAUGGUUGUCUGAGGUGGAUGAACCAGUUUUGCCGACACCAUAACCACCUUCUCCAAGAGGAACUGCAAAGAAUCAGAGAACUUCAUCCUCAUGUCAACAUAAUGUAUGCAGACUAUUACAAUGCCACAAUGCGAAUGCAUCUCUCCCCCAACCAAUUCGGAUUUGGAAGCCAAAUUCUUAGGUCCUGUUGUGGAGGAGGAGGGACGUACAACUACGACCCAGACAAGCGAUGUGGCACUCCUCAGGCAAAAUGUUGUCGUGAUCCUGCCGAGUAUAUUAGUUGGGAUGGGGUACAUUUUAUGGAGGCAGCCAACGGAUUGAUUGCCCAAGGAUUGCUUCAAGGACUUUAUACUGAUCCUCCUUUCUCGACCAUCUGCCUAAUUAAUUCCACAGCGAAGCCUCGCGCCAUUGCUGAGUACUAA
Molecule: messenger RNA, 1140 nt
Organism: Andrographis paniculata
Lineage: Eukaryota; Viridiplantae; Streptophyta; Magnoliopsida; Lamiales; Acanthaceae
Product: GDSL esterase/lipase At1g31550-like
Exons: 5
Coding region: 1-1140 (379 amino acids)
Molecular function (GO): hydrolase activity, acting on ester bonds
Source: RefSeq, a predicted model, not a curated record